This is a messenger RNA of Hemiscyllium ocellatum (epaulette shark), 9374 nucleotides long. RefSeq names its product protein prune homolog 2-like. Gene Ontology annotation, biological process: apoptotic process. NCBI's taxonomy places the organism in Eukaryota, Metazoa, Chordata, Chondrichthyes, Orectolobiformes, Hemiscylliidae. The record is from RefSeq and is a predicted model, not a curated record. The transcript has 13 exons. Gene Ontology annotation, cellular component: cytoplasm. The coding region runs from base 101 to 5971 and encodes 1956 amino acids.
UUUGAAAAAUGUUGAUGAUCAGUGGAAUAUAACCGAACCAAGCAUUUUCCAAUCGACCUCUGCUAAAUCAAACGUACAUGAUGAAUUAGACAAAACUCAAAUGAUCUCAAACACUUCUAAUAACUGGAGCAAAUCUGUGACAGAAGAAAAUUUAUCAGGUGUCGAUAAUAUAGAUCCUUGUUACAAAUUUGCAACCAAAAAUUUAAUAGUACAUGAAUCGCUAAACACAACAACACUACCAGUUCAACAGGACAAACAGCAAGGUAUAGACAGUUCACAUAUAGGCUCUGAACAGAAACAGUGUACAGCAGCAGUAGCAAGUACAUUUAUUUGGAGUGUACCAGCGCAUGAAGUUAUAAGACCUGAUGAAAAACUUUCAGAUAUUUCAAAGAAUUUCGAGCAUAAAAUCCAAAAAUCAAACACUGAAAGCCCAGAUUCUAUACAGGAUUCUCAACUAUUUUCAUCACAAAUGCCUACAAUGUUAAAUGAUUCUGAACAGGAGAUUAAUUUGCCAGUUGCUGUAAAUUCAAUUAUAGGGAAUGAAUCUACAAAUAAAACGCAGGUCACUGGUGAACGUUUUGAUGCAUGGACUACAUUUGACCUUGAACCUAACAACCUAACUUCUGAAAGUGAAAAAUUAACGAUUGCAAAAGAUGCCCCUCCAACUGCACACAAGCAUGAUCUAGAGUUUAGUCCUGAAAAGGAGAAAAGGCAGCUAACCUUUGAAAAUACAAGUAUAUGGGAUGAACACUUCCAGAAAAAUAAUGUUGAAAUAUGGAAUAUUGGUCAACAUGAUUCCAACAGCUCACUGUUGAGUAAUUCUAAUCUAUUGAGUAAGCAAGUAAACAGCAUUAAUCAGUCAAGUCAAGAAGGGAAUGAAACAGAGCAAGCUAUUCCACGGCCACUAUUAAAAACUACCAUUCCAAUCACUGAAUAUGUACAGGAAGGACAGCAAGCUCCAAUUAUUCAGAAUCAGGCAGCAUUUGAAGUGGUAGAGUCUUUGAACCCAGGUGAAUGCAAACAAGCAUCUCCAAAUGCUUCAGUUAUAUGGGAUGAAUUCGAACAUUGCGGCAACUCACCUUUUGAAAGUCUAGAUGGAAGUGGUAAAUAUCUUGAGAAGACUAGUCCACAAAGUGCAGAAACUUUAGAUAAAAUUGAAAGUUCAGAUCUGAGAACUAGAUAUUCUACAACUGAAAAUUCAUACACAGAGGACAGAUGUAUCCAAGAGAGUAGCCACCUUUCAACAGAGAUACACUCUCCAUGGAAUGUUUUUGAAGAGGAUGUUAAUAAAUCUAUGUUCAUAAGUCAACAACUCCAGUUCAAUCAAGUACAGGAGGUUAGUCAGCCCACUGCAAGUCAACCCAACAUAGGCCAUCAUUCUGAAACUGAAGGCAGUUUACCAGAUUAUAAAAUUAAUGAAUUCUGCAGAUCUUCUGAAUUUGAAAUGGUAGAGACAGAUAACCAACAAACCUCUUCAGCUCCUCAGACAUGGAAUCAGGAAGGUUCUGAGCUGAAUGAAAAAUUUUCAAAUUCACAGAGCAAAUGUGAAGAAUUCUCUUAUUCUGACCUAGAAGAAAACUGGGAAACAUCUGGACAGCAAAGAGAACAGCCAGUGGUCAACAUUUCUGAUACACAUUGUAAAGAACAGGAUAAUCAGUUAUUAACCUCUGAAAUACCACAAGACUAUCCAGCAGGCACUGAUAUCAAUAGACAACCAAUGGAAGAAGACAAAUUGCAAGUUGUAAAGAAUUCUGAUCAUUAUAAUGAUUCUGAGUUUGAGUUUAUCCAGGCAACUACCAAUUUCCCUGUUUUGAAUAGAUUUGAACAAGAGCAAUCGAAUGCAUUUGAUUCUAACAAACCUGUAGAAUGUGAGUACAACCGUACUUACACUGAAAUUCCUGACACUUGGACAGAUUCAAAAUUUGAAUUUCCUGAGUUGCUUCCCACGUGUAAUGAUGCCUAUAGUGAAUUUGAACAGGAGUUAGUCAAACAAGAUGAAAAUAUUCCUGAUAUUGUCAAUGACUAUCAUCAAGAUGUAAAUCAGACUUCAGUAAAUCCUGAUUUAUGGGCUAAAUCUGAUCACUUGUUUUUUGAUUCAACUACUGUAAAUCCUGAUAUUCUGAAUGAUGACGAGUUAGAUUCCAGCCAAUCAACUUCAAACAGCCCUGAUAGAUGGAGUGAAUUGAUUGAGACAGAAAAGCAAGAACUGGGGAAUCCAGAUAUGUGGAUGGAGUCAGGAGGAAAACCUGCUGAACUCAAGACUGAACUUCCUGAUAUAAUGGAUGUAGCUGGACAGCAGUCAUGCCUGUCAAUGUCAGACAGUGUUGCUUCAUGUGUAUUAGCUGAACCAGCUGUUUAUGAUCAGUAUCAGUAUGUACAUAACGAAUUGGUGCAACAAACAAGCCAUUCACCCUUAGUUGCUGCGGAUGCGCAGUCCUGUAAAAUACAGUUAAACGACCAGCAGGAAACAAAAUAUGCUGAUGGUUGCACUGAAUCAAGAGAAGAGUUUGUUACAGCAAAACAAACGUUCAAUAAAAAUAAAGACCUGGCUGAAUUAACUCAAACUAUGUUUGAUUUUGUACAAGAAGAGAAGCAACGUAUUUUUGUUAGUCCUGAUGCUUGGAUUCAGUUAGAAGAAGAAGCUGCUGAAGCAACCAGAAAAGAUCCAGAUUCACAGGUUAAAUAUCAAGAGCGAUUACAUUAUUAUGAUUUAGCAAAUCAUAAAUUUACAGAGUACAGGGACACUGUAGCUCAUCAAGAAAAUUUGCAACAUCUUGAUACCUGGAAUCGAGUGGAAGAGAUUCCUGUUACUGUGGAUAGCGUAUUACUUUGUGAAAAUGACAUUUCAUGGGGCCAAACUAAACAGUUUGAACUCUCAGGUGCUGAAAACAAGAAAGCACAUGAUAUGCCAUCUGUAACUCUACAGGACAAAAACUUAAAUUCAGUCUUGCCAGCUAAAGAGCAAGAGGGCAGUGUUUUAGAAGAUAAACCUUCAAAUCUUUACCGAGACAACAAUGCAGCCAGGAAAACUGAUGAGAAAAGAGAAAAUGAAUGCCUUCUUUCUAAAUCCAGAUAUGCAGAUGACUAUUUUACUUCUGCUAUUUCUAGCUAUAGCCUAGAUAGAGAGAAACCUGAUCCAGGAAUGAUGGAAUACUUCUCUGUAUCAGAAGAAAAUAUUUUGAAUAUGGAACCACUGGAAGAUUUUUCUCAAGCAGUAACAGAAGCUAUUCAUUUGAAUGAUAGUAUUUCAUCUGUAAGUAACAGUGCUUCUAAUACCAUUAAGGAUGAGUUGGUUAUAGCACAGAAAGCAUCUAAAAUUGGUGAUGAGGGGUCUCAACCAGCUGGUCCUGAAUAUCAAAGUUGUAAUAGAGAAACUAACUCAGACAUAUCUGAAGAUUCAUUUGUUCAUGGUGCUUGUGAAUCUGUAAGGCAGCCUGAUUCACUAAAAACUUCAACCGACGUUAUCAGAGAGCGAAAUAUAUUUCCACCAGCAGCUGAUAUAGUAGCACAGCCUAACACUGAUAUGCUAAACCAAAGUAAUAUUGAAACAGAGCAAGAGGUACAUAAUGUUGUAGAAAGUGCAUGGCUUUCAUUUGGAAAUACAGAUAUUAGCAGUAACAGCAACGAGACAUCUUCUAGUUUAUCAUCUAGUAUCCAUAAAUCAGACUUUUGGGAAGAUCUUAGUCCCCAGGAUUGUAGUAUAGUUGCUGACGAAUUUUCACAUGUUUCUGUUUUAGAGAGUACUGUUGCAACAGAGAAGCAUAAGGAGAUGAUAGGAUGUGAAGUAAGAGUGGAAACUGCGGAACAAUUGUCAGAACUCCACGGCAAAAGCGGAGUUCCCCUUUUGGAACAAAGAUUUGAUAACCAGUGCAGUUCCUCGGUUUCUUCGCUUAACACUCCAGUUUCCUCAAUUGAGAUUGGUAACAGUUCGCCAGAAGUUGACAAAGUUGGUAAAUGCCAAACCAGGGUGAACUCAAGUGAACUUGAUACUAAUGACAUCAGAAUAACGUCUGAUAAAGACCUUGACACAGGAGAAAUGGAUUAUAUAAUUGUAGCUGGAAAUAAAAGACCUUGGGAAGAAGUGUCAAGUAGCCAGCAAACUAAAAAUCUAGCCGUAGAUUUGAAUGCAGAUAUUAUAAAAACGGAUUUUGAAGAUAAUUUUUCAACAUUUCCUUCAGCUACUAUUCAACCAAGAAUUAGUGGAAAUGAAAUGAGUGACUUGGAGAAAUUUUCUGAUAGCUUAUCUUCAACAUGCAAUGCCACUGCUGCCCAACUUCUAGGCAAUAAAGACCAAGAUCAAGGUGGGGCACAUUUGGAUGAGAAGCCAGCUAAAGAUCAGAAUAAAAAAUUAGUGGAUGUAAAUGAACUGUUGGACACCUCACCUGAGGAAUAUCCUACUGGAAGAGAAAUGAGAGAAUCUGGUUCAGAACAUUCAAUUAAAGAGCUAAAGACAAUGAACCUUGUUUCUAAUGAAACCCAUGUGGAUAACACUAAAGAAUCUGAGAUUGACUAUGACACCAUGCAUCACAUAUCUCCAGAAAUGAAUGUUACAAUGUAUACAAAAAGAACUGUAUCUACAGACGAGCUAAGCAACAGUGAAACUGAGAGCACUGCAUCCCAGUUCUCUGUGAGGGAGGCCAACGUUUCACAUGAAGAUUUAAGUGAAAGCGAAAAUGUGUCAGAACAGAUUUAUCCCAACCCAUCUGCAACUGAAUGUUGUACUUCAGUGGGAAAAGAGAUAAGGAGGGAAGAGAUUAUUUUAAUUGAACAGGGAGAUUUGACUAAAGUGAGUUCCUUGAGCUCUGUACAAGAGUAUGCACUUCAGACCUCUGCAGCAAUGGCACAAGAUUCUCUUCAGGAACACCUGACUGAAGUAAAGGAAAACCGGCUGUAUGAAGAAUAUACAAGAUCAGUGCCAGAGGAUGUGGGAAUGGACAUUCCCUUUGAUGAGGGUGUGCUAAGUCCCUUAGCUGAAGACAGCAGACCUGCACCACCUAAUUCCCUUGACCUCAAUGGAAUCCACCAAGGGAAGAAAAAGCUUACAGCUCCUGAUAUCAGCCUUUCACUCGACCAGAGUGAAGGGUCAGUCCUGUCUGAUGAUAAUCUUGAUACCCCGGACGAUCUUGACAUCAAUGUCGAUGACCUUGAAACCCCUGAUGAGGCGGAUUCUCUUGAAUACUCAGGGCAUGGUAACGAACUGGAGUGGGAAGAUGAAACACCCAGUGCCACUCAUAUUGGAAAAGAAGUGGUAGAACCUAUACCAGAAUAUACUGCUGAAGAAGAACGCACAGAUAAUCGGUUAUGGAGAACUGUUGUCAUUGGGGAACAAGAACAUAGGAUUGACAUGAAGGCUAUUGAACCUUACCGAAGAGUUGUCUCUCAUGGGGGCUACUACAGUGACGGACUCAAUGCCAUCAUUGUGUUUGCAGCAUGUUUCCUGCCAGAGAGCAGUCGACCCGACUAUAAUUAUAUUAUGGAAAAUCUCUUUUUGUAUGUGAUCAGUACCUUAGAACUCUUGGUAGCUGAGGACUACAUGAUCAUUUAUCUAAAUGGAGCUACUCCACGGCGAAAAAUGCCAGGUUUUAGCUGGAUGAAAAGGUGUUAUCAAAUGAUUGACAGAAGGUUGAGGAAGAAUCUGAAAUCAUUUAUAAUUGUGCAUCCAUCAUGGUUCAUCAGGACGAUCCUUGCAGUCACUCGGCCAUUCAUUAGUUCAAAAUUCAGCAGUAAGGUGAGAUAUGUCAGUAGCCUGGCUGAGCUAGAGGAACUCAUCCCCAUGCAGCAUGUUCAGAUUCCAGAGACUAUCAAAAAGUAUGAAGAAGAAAAGUGUAUAAAAAGAAGGAUGAGGUUGGAUGAAGAAUUAAGAGAAGCAUCAGAAGCGGCAAAAGCUAGCAGACUGUCAAGUGAAUCCAAAACACCUUCAGGGGAACAGCAAGUUGAAACAGCACUCGAUAAACCUAUGGAAUACCAGUGAACAUGGACUUCCAGCUACCACUUACAGUUUUAGUUUCUGACUAGCAACUGAACCAGUUAUCUUCCUUCAUUAAUUCUUGACUUAACUGUUUAUGUGUUGGUUGUUCAUGUUUAUUUUAUGAAGUGUUAUUCUGUGAGUCAUGCAUUGGGACAGUUGUGCCUGUGAAUAGAAUGUCAAAUGAUAUUGUAAUAAGUGGCAAUAAUUUACAUAUAGUUCAAGACUGUAAUUUCAAAAUAAUUAUCAAUCAGAAGCACUGCAUUAGCAUUGCCAUAUUUAGAGGAAAUUUCCAAGUGUCAAAUUGCCUCUUUUCUUCCUGCCUUUUUCCAGUGAGCAGUAAAAUGAUCACCACUUUUUGACAUUUUUGCAUCCAAUCAUGAUGAGAGAAAGCAUAUGGUGUGAGAUGUAUUUGGAAUAUCUUUUCCUGCUUUGCAAAGGAACGCAAGAGAAAAAUAAGUUCUUUAUUUCAAAUUUCAAAAUGCUUUUAUUAAAUUCUUGAAAGGCAACUUUAGUUUGAGCUAUUCUGACAUAGCUAAACCAUGUAAUGGCCAUUUUGAAUGGCCAGUUUUACAUUUCACAAGUGGAGAUGAUUUAUUUUCAACUGAUUCUGUUCUGGAAAGAAGGAAACUUACCCUCGAGAAGCAUUUUAAAAACUUAUUAAAAAAUUCUUUCAGUGCUGCUGUCUGUUUCAUCUAACAGGUUGGAGUCUCUUGUUUUAUCCAUACCAUUUCCUGAUCACUUGAAGGAGGUUCAUAUCUGGCCAUUAGUCCUCCAUAUUUGUGCAUUCAGAGCUGAUGAACUGGUAUUUUAAUCAGACAUAGCAUUAUUAAGAAAACUGUCAUACUGAAUUCCCUCAAAGCAGUAGUUCCAAGCAAAUUAUAUUCUUUCUGUACUAGCCAUUUUUCAAUUAGAUCAUACACUCUAACACUCGUAAUCCCUUCCUAAUGUUGUGUAGUUACCAAAAUAUAUUUAUUACUGUAUUGUGACUAAAUGCACACUUUUAAAUAAUUGAAAAGAGAAACAACUUUGUAAUGUUAGAAACCUUCCUUCCUGACCUUUUUUCAUCCUUUGUUUUUCUGUUUGAAAGCAUUCCUAAAAGGAAAAAAAAGCUUUCUAUUUUAAGUUCCCUUCCAAGAGACACAACAUUGGACAUGCAUUUCUCUUCUUUUAACAUCACUAGCUGAAAAUCCUGGGGUACCUUAUUUAAUAGCACCAUGCUGUGGGCAUCUUUUUCCACACAAACUGCAGUAGUUCAAGAAGAGGGUGUGCCAUGUUGCCAAAGGUGUAUGAGAAUGCACAAGAAUGCAUCAGCCCUGCUCAUGAUCCUGACAUCCUGAGAAUAGCUUAAAAAUAAAGUGACAAACUUGUCCGAUUUAUUCAUCUUUACCUUCAUGUGAAUUUGUAUCUUUGGUAUGUACUAAAUUCAGAGCAAAUCAUUCGUUAAUACUUUUGUAGAUUUAGUUUGUCAGAAUAUAUUGUCUUGUAAAAGUUUCAAUUCAAAAACCUCAAUUAAUGACAUCUAUCGGUCAGUUGUUAGAGUCCGCAGUACAAUUUUAAUUCCCUUUCUACAUAAUACACAACCAAGUUUGAUAAAUUACUGGCAAAGGGAUUUAUUCAAAAAUUGUUUCUUAAAAUUUGAUUCAUUUCAAUUUUAUUCUAUUUUUGCUUUAUUUUUAAUACAGUUUAAGGAUUUUGCAAAAUAUGCACAUUUUAGUUGUAUAACUCGCUUAAUUCAAGUCAUUUUAUUUUGAUUUUUACACUUUUCAUUAAUGUGUUACCUCUGCAAUAUAGAAUAGAGAUUUCCUUUAACAACAAAGUCAACCACGUAAAUAAUUGCCAAGAAAAUCAGUGACUUCUAAAGUUAUAUUUUUGAAAAUGUUUUAUUUCCUAAAUCCUUACUUUAAUAAUGAGAAAAGCUUCAAUGCAAUAAUCUGUAACUUUAAAUGGUAAUUUUAGUGAGCUUCGGUUGUAUAAUUUUUAAAGAAAAGAAUUACAUGAUGUAUUAUCUAUUUCUAACUUUAAUGAGUCCUUUGGCCUUGAGUGUUCUUUAACUUUCAAAAAGAUUGACUGAUAACCAGGGUGAAUGAGCCAUAGUCAAUGUAAUAUGUCAAUUAUGAAAAUUGUUGCAUUCAAAUUCUUAAUGACUAUAUUAUAUAUAUAUAAUUUCUAAAAUUUCUGUAGUUCUGUUCUGCACUGAUCAAGAUUUCUACAAACCUACUUUAAAGAACAGCAAGUAGAAUGCAUUCUGUCUUGACAAGGCUUUAGGUCCCAUCUAGACUACAGUUUAUUGUUUUCAUGGGGGAAAUCACUGGCUAAUUCCGUGACCAAACUUAAUGUUUGAGUGCGUUGCCCCUUCUAUCAAUUGUUGUGGCUCCUCCUCCUGUCUCCCCCUUCCUCGCAGCUUAUCUGCACAAAUCCUCCAGCAGUCAUUACUCAAUAGUUUAUUUGUGUCAUUCAGCAGAUUUAAGGGGGAGCUUCCAAAACAUUUUUCCCUCAGUUACCAAUCUGCUUACUUGGUGGCAACUGCAUUCCAAUAAAUAAAUAUUGAUGAUUUACAAAACUUGCAACUGAUAUGUAUUGAAAUUGCGUGCAUUCUGAAAAUUGUAAAGAGCUGUUUUCACUCGUAAAUUCUGGAUACUGUCACAUUUUGCCUUCCUAAAUUCAUGGUCAGUAGAUUAUUGUAAGUAAAAACAGUAUAAUUUUUUAUUGUAUCAUGUUAAUGAUAUUCUCUCAUCUAAGCAUUGUUAGAAAAUGCAAAGCAAUUAACACAUGCCAGUCAGAAAUUGCCCAUUACAUUUUCAGUUGUGUUUUUUUCCCUAUUAAAGGAUAGUUUAUGUAAAUGAUUUACAGCAUAGCUAAAUGAGCAUCAAAUGGAUGAACUCACUUUUUUUAAUAGGAUUUUAAAAAAUAAACUACCUAAAGUGACUGCCAAAAAGAUGAAGGUGAUUGUAAAAGGGCAUGUUUUUCCCCUAUGUGACAGGCAACAUAACUUUCUGUGCCACAUUGGCUGCACGGAAUUUCAAAUGGUUAAAUUUCAGAUCACGGUCAAAUUGAGCAAUGCUAUUUCAAUGUGGAUUUGAACAUAGAUACUUUUGAAUCUAUGUAAAAUGCUAUAUAUGUAUAUAGAUAUAUAUAUUAUAUUAGGGAAUUUAAGAUGUCAAACAGUUAAAGAACAUGUGCAUGCUAGGGCAGAAGCUACAGCAUCACUAAAGGAGGAAUCAGUACCUUGUAGUAGCUAUAUCUGCUGCUCUGUUUGCCUUUAUGUAAAACAAUGCCCUUUCCUAUUGUAUCCCUUCAGCAUUAUUACUUUGACAAAUCGGUGGCCAUUCUUUACGUAAGAAUGUGGUGUGAAACUUUACAUAUUCCUAAAAUGUUAAUUUGCACUAUUAAAUGCUGUGAUAUCCUU